Moesziomyces antarcticus is the source of this 2550-nucleotide messenger RNA. RefSeq lists its product as uncharacterized. NCBI's taxonomy places the organism in Eukaryota, Fungi, Basidiomycota, Ustilaginomycetes, Ustilaginales, Ustilaginaceae. The transcript has a single exon. The record is from RefSeq and is a predicted model, not a curated record. The coding region runs from base 1 to 2550 and encodes 849 amino acids.
AUGAAGAUCAAGAUCUCGGCGUCGGCGUUGGUGCUGGCUUCCCUCUCGCUCGUUUCGGCUGACAGCGGAACGUGUGCCCCGCCCGCCGCAAACGCCACCCAGGCCGUGCCUGUCCCCCAGUCCUUCCCCGUGCCCACCUACUCGCAGGCUCCGCUCGCAGGAUGCUACUGCACCUGCACCACCGUGCCUUGGGGCGGCGCUCCUAACUGGGGCAACGGCGGCGGCAACGGCGCUGGAUCCGGCUGGGGCGGUUCCGGUUCGGGUUCCGGCUCCGGCUCCGGCUCUGGUUCGGGCUCGGGUUCGGGUUCCGGCUCGGGCGGUAAGGGCGGCGACUCUGGCUCCGGCUCCGGGGGCUCGCACGGUGGCAGCACUGGUGGCUCCAACGGCGGCUCGAACGGUGGCUCGAACGGUGGCUCCAACGGUGGCUUCAACGGCGGCUCCAACGGCGGCUCCAACGGCGGCUCCAACGGUGGCAGCACUGGUGGCUCCAACGGCGGCUCGAACGGUGGCUCGAACGGUGGCUCCAACGGUGGCUUCAACGGCGGCUCCAACGGCGGCUCCAACGGCGGCUCCAACGGUGGUUCGAACGGCGGCCAUGAUGGAGGUAGCAACGGCGGCUCGAAUGGUGGCUCCAACGGCGGUUCCAACGGCGGCUCCAAUGGCGGSUCGAACGGUGGCUCCAACGGCGGUUCCAACGGCGGCUCCAAUGGCGGCUCGAACGGUGGCUCCAACGGCGGUUCCAACGGAGGUUCCAACGGUGGUAGCAACGGCGGUUCCAACGGUGGCGGAUCCAACGGCGGUGGCUCCAACGGCGGAAACAACGGCGGAGGCAACACCGGCGGCGGUAACGGAGGCGGCAAUGGCGGUGGCAACACCGGCGGCGGUAACGGAGGCAACAACGGCAACGGCAACUCCGGAACCGGCAACGGCGUUGGCAACGGCAACGGCAACCUCGGGUCGAACAACGGCAACAACAACGGAAACAACAACUCCGGUUCGCUCGACGGUUCGCUCAACGGCAACGGCAACCUCGGUUCCAACAACGGCAACAACAAUGGCAACAACAACUCUGGCAGCCUCGACGGCACGGGCAACGGCAACCUGAACGCCGGCUCGAACAACGGCAACAAUAACGGCAACAACAACUCUGGAAGCCUGGACGGUUCGCUCAAUGGCAACGGUAACCUUGGCUCGAACAACGGUAACGGCAACGGCAACAACAACUCGGGCAGCCUUGAUGGUACCGGCAACGGCAACCUGAAUGCCGGAUCGAACAACGGCAACCAGAAUGGCAACAACAACUCGGGCUCGGGCAACGGCGACCUCGACGGCAACGCCAACCUGGGUUCCAACAACGGCAACCAGAACGGCAACAACAACUCGGGUUCGGGCAACGGCAUUGUUGACGGCAACCUCAACGCCGGCUCCAACAACGGCAACCAGAAUGGCAACGGCAACAGCGGUUCGCUCAACGGUGUCGCCGACGGCAACGCCAACCUCGGCUCCAACAAUGGAAACCAGAACGGCAACAGCAACUCGGGCUCGGCCAACGGUGUUGCCGAUGGCAACGCCAACCUUGGCUCCGGUAACGGCGACCAGAAUGGCAACAACAACUCGGGCUCGGCCAACGGUGUUGCGGAUGGCAACCUCAACGCUGGAUCCAACAACGGCGACAAGAACGGCAACGGUAACAGCGGCUCGCUCAACGGUGUUGCUGACGGUAACGCCAACCUCGGCUCGAACAACGGAAACCAGAACGGUAACGCCAAUGCCGGCUCUGCCAACGGUGUCGCUGACGGUAACGCCAACCUGGGUUCGGGCAACGGUGACAACAACGGCAACAACAACCCUGGCUCUGCCAACGGUGUCGCUGACGGUAACGCCAACCUGGGCUCGAACAACGGCGACAACAAUGGCAACUCCAACACCGGUGCUGCCAACGGUGUCGCUGACGGCAACCUGAACGCUGGCUCGGGCAACGGUGACAACAACGGUAACCAGAACUCGGGUGCUCUCAACGGUGUUGGAGACGGAAACGCCAACCUUGCCUCGGGUGCGGGUAGCAACAACGGCAACAACAACUCGGGCUCGGGUAACGGCAUCCUUAACGGCAACCUGAACCUUGGUGGCGGCCAGAUUGGCUCCAACAACGGCAACGGCAAUGCUGGGUCGGGUAACGGUUCUGCGGAUGGAAACGGCAACCUCUCGCUGGGCAACAACCAGGUUGGAAGCAACAACGGCAAUGGCUCGAGUGGAAGUGGACAGGGAACGGGCAACGGCAAUGCGAACCUGAUCCUUGGCAGUGGCAACUCGGUGGGAAGUGGCAACUCGGGCUCGGGCAACGGCAACGGCAACAUCAUCAUCGGUAACGGCCAGUCCGUCGGCUCCAACCAGAGCGGCAGUGGACACGGAAACGGAAACGUCAUCGUCGGCACGGGCCUCGGACUCGACCUGGGUCUCCCCGGAACCGGUGACAACUUCCACAUCAAGCUGCGAAGGGGCGCCACGCCCAUCGGCGCCGCUAGGAGGUGGAACACCAUCCGCGCCUAA